CUCGCGAGAUCUCUUGGAAACUUAGAGAACCGGAAAAAACUUGUUGCUCUUUUCUCUUUUGCGGCCAUCGCUGAAGCGACAGCGGCCGAAAUGAAGUUCAAUCCCUUUGUGACUUCUGACUGGAGUAAGAACUGUAAAAGGCACUUCAAUGCACCUUCCUACAUUUUCAGGAAGAUUAUGUCUUCCCCUCUUUCCAAGGAACUGAGACAAAAAUACAAUGUUCGGUCCAUGCCCAUCCGAAAGGAUGAUGAAGUCCAGGUUGUAAGAGGACACUACAAGGGUCAGCAAAUUGGCAAAGUAGUCCAGGUGUACAGGAAGAAAUAUGUCAUCUACAUCGAGCGGGUACAGCGAGACAAAGCUAACGGCACAACUGUCCAUGUGGGCAUUCACCCUAGCAAGGUGGUUAUCACUAGGCUAAAACUGGACAAAGACCGCAAAAAGAUCCUGGAACGUAAAGCCAAAUCUCGCCAAGUAGGAAAGGAAAAGGGCAAAUAUAAGGAAGAAACGAUUGAGAAGAUGCAGGAGUAAAAUAAUCUUGUGUACAGUUUCCAUUAAAAACUGCAAAAAUGAAG
Messenger RNA from Chrysochloris asiatica (Cape golden mole), 572 nucleotides. It is a transcript of the gene RPL26, whose product is annotated as ribosomal protein L26. The transcript is spliced from 4 exons. Gene Ontology annotation, biological process: ribosomal large subunit biogenesis; cytoplasmic translation. Gene Ontology annotation, cellular component: cytosolic large ribosomal subunit; ribosome. Lineage: Eukaryota; Metazoa; Chordata; Mammalia; Afrosoricida; Chrysochloridae. Gene Ontology annotation, molecular function: structural constituent of ribosome; RNA binding. The record is from RefSeq and is a predicted model, not a curated record. Bases 91 to 528 code for a protein of 145 amino acids.